AUGUCAUCUGCCUAUAUAACGGAAAUUAGGAAGAAGCAGAAGGACUAUCUAAGUUGCCUAUUCAGCAAGUUUGAAAAAUAUUCCAAUGAAAAGGUUCUAACAAAUUUGAUAAACAAAUCGUUAAAUGAAAUUGCGCUGUACCCCUUCCAAGAUGUUAGCGACAACGAAAUCAUAGAUGAUGUGAAUGAGUACAUAAACGAACUAACAAUUAAUGCUGAAUAUAAGAGGAAAAAAAUAUUCAAACAUUUGUGCGAGAUUUUCCUAAAUGACAAUUUUUAUAUAUAUGAUAAAAAAGACAGAUACGAAUUGAAGUUCGUCAUUUUAAAAUUAUUAUUUCUGAUUGGAGAAAGCAAAACAAGUGAGAACACACAACACAUUGACCAUCUAUAUGUUAAGUAUUUUCAAAAGAAAGAAGAACAUGAAGAAGAAGUGGCCCCCCCUUUAAACAUAAAUGAGCAAAAUGCUCUCUAUGAUAUACACACCUUUAACAUUCAAGAGGAGAACAAAUAUCUUAAAGAGCUAUACAGCACAGACAAUGAUAUUACAAGAUUAUCAUCCCUCUCUGGAGAAGAGGAGGACAUACAUAUUGGCGACAUUGAAAAAGAUGAGUCCCUACAGUAUGGCCAUCCAAGCGAUAUAUACAAUCAGCUAGCUAAUUAUCAGAAUCAACCAAACGGCCACAAUGGCGCAAAACCAAAUCGCAACAACUUUCACGAAAUGCAGUACACCCAAUAUGUAGACAGCUAUAUGAAAAACAAGAAUGAUUUAACAUAUGAAAAUGUCGUCAAAAAAAUAUCACAAUGUGUUUAUGAAUAUCCUCAUUAUGAAGAUGUGGGGGAUCAAUGGAGACACGAUGCAAGGAGUUCCUUCCAGAGUAACCAAUCUGUCGAUUGUCUUGAAAAUAUGUUGUCGUACGAUAAUGUGGACGAACAUGUACAUAGUGCUAAUGUAGGUACUAGAGGCGGCAGAAAUGACUCACGUCGCCGGAUUAGCACGCGUAGCUCUAGCACAGCAUCCGAUGAAGACAUACUUGCCAGUCUAAGAAUGAGGCAAAACAAAACCAAAGAUCCAUCCCGCCCACGCAGACCAAGAGAACAAUACUUUUUUAAUAACAUAAACCUUUUCUAUGAGGAAUAUCAUGAGAGUGAAGAGAACGAUGCGAGCAUUAUAUACGAGACUGAAAUUUACAAUCUGCACAACGUGUUCGCCAGUGAUGUGAGACAGGAUGGGAAAGAAGAGACACCUGGAGAAAUAACCAGUAGGACAUGUCACCCAGGUGAAAACACACUGGAUGAUAAUGCAUCCGGGUACAUUUCCACACAGUGGAAGGAUUCUUCCCGUUAUGCGCACAGAUCGAAUGAGGAGGAACCCGCACAAACGGAUGGUCCACAACAUGGUUGCAACAUUGUCCUUGCCGAUAAGGGCAAUAUUAUAAAUGCUGCAACAGCCACCAAAGGAAGGAAUAAUAAAAGGAAAGGCACAUUUUACGUAAGCGAAAUAUUUAUCAUAAAAGAAAUUUUGAUGAUGUUGUCCCUAAAUUGCCCCAUAAAAUUUAAGGAAGACUUUUUUACGAACUUUUCCGAUUUUUUAUUUAACCACGUAAUGGACAAGAAUAAAAUAAAAGAGGAUUUUUUAUUUUACAUAAAAAUAGAAAGGCGUGAAAAAGGAGAGGGAAGUGUCCUACAUGGAGGCGUAACGAAAUACAGAGCAGUCAUCAGUCAAAUGAUGAAUGUCAAACAGUACAACUUAAGAAGAAAGACAUUUAAAAAUUAUGUGAAGAAAAUAAAAAAAGUUAGUAUAAAAUUAUUUUACCUGAAUAUUUUUUUUUUUUUGGUGGAACAAUUUCGAUAUAUUUUUUUUUUCUUGCCAUACAAUUUAAGGGACAUUUUCAACCACAUCAUAUAUAUAAGAGAACACCUAAGUCAUGAUGACGGGAAGAAUAAUUUGUCUAUUCUCUUCGAACAGAUGAAUUUGACUGGAAGCAAAGGCAGAGGGAGCAACAAUCUGGGCAACAGAAUCAACAUGUACUACCCGGGAAAUUUCCUCGAGUGCUUUAUAGACUCCCUAAAAUGUCUUUAUUCCGAAUGGAUUUGCGUGGUAGAAAUUUUGUACAACUAUCACAUCCUUCUGGUCAUGAAGCAGUACAACAUUGUGCCCCUUAGGGACCAACAAAUUUUGGACGUCCUAAAUAGGAUGGACCGAAUACACAUAAUGGAUUACCUACGUGUCGAUCAUUUUGUGAAUUGGAAGCGUCGCAAAAGGGGAAGGCAGCCACACGGUAAGGUACACUCUCGUGAGGUGAUAACGCCGUUCGAGGAGCCCCACACAUGUGAGCAAAGGAAAGCAAAUGCUUCCUUCUACCUACGUAAAAACAGGUGGGAAAAUGCAAAGAGACUACUAGAUGAGCAAAAAAUUGCCAACUUCAGAUCGCUCAGCCUUAUCCACCUGCAGGUUAUAAUGAGUAAGUACCUCUACGUAUGGAAUAAUCUCUACGACUAUGUCGACAUUAUAUUGUCCUACUUACUUUAUAACAUCGGUGUAAAUGAUUAUACCCAUUUUAAUGCCCUAUAUGACAACGCCAAAAAGUUCUGCAUCUGCUAUGACAUGACAGUACUGUACUGGAGGAAUUGCCAAGUUGUAAAAAACAAGUCGCUCGAAAAGAUUUUCCGCUUCCUUCUAAAUGGGCUGAAUGUAUACUACUCGAAACAUAUAAGCAGUUGGAUUAAGAAGGGAAAAAUUGACGAUAGCUUUAAUGAAUUUUUUGUGUACUCGCAGGAUAGGGGGCAUGAAGGGCCAUUUGCUAAUCAUAUGCUGUUUAUAAAGAAGCAGAGCGAAUUUGUCAUGUGCCCAGAGUUUUUUAACUCCUUUGUUUUUUUCCUAAUAAGCCUCGGAAAUAACAUUCGUUUGUAUAUGAAAAUUAGUCAUGAGAAGGAGGUAGACUACGUCGAUUAUUAUUUGAAGGGGGGUGAGGAGUCCCGUCGGUUGAAGCGUCUGGCGCGUGUGGAUUAUGAGGCUGGCCUCGGUGAUGUAGGCCCUACUGACGAGUACAGUGAUGAUAUGGAUGAUGAGCAUGAGGACCCGUGUUACGCCAUCGCGCCAUCUCCUUAUCGCCCAAAACGAUUGCACAAAAACACCCUCAACUACUACUACAAUAUCGAGAAUUUGAAACGCGUCCAGAACAUAUUCCUAGACUGUAUCUCGACCAUUUUGAUGAAACCGCCAAAUGAGGAAAACGUCCUGCCUUACUUUAACAAAACUAUUUUGGCACUAAAUGUGUCAUACGAUUUGUACAUUAAAAAGUUUCUUCAGGAAGAAUUCUUUCACCUCUUCCUUCAAAGCAAUCGCAUUUUUUUAGAUAGCCUAAUGAAGUAUUCCUACCUCUUAGAGUAUUUCUGCUGUUUGCGCAGUUUAGUAUUCCUCGAAAUAGCUGAUUUUAUUUCUGCCUUUUUUGAGUUCAUUUUUAAGGAGGUAUCCAUUCCUCUUAUCGACGAGAGAAAUAUGAAUACCACGUUUAGGCAAUGCGUUGUGCACAAUGUGAAUAGGCCUACGCCUAACCUGGACGGAUCCAAUUCCUGUGCGUCCUUUUUGCAUAAGCGGUUUGUGUUGCUCCAUAUGAAUAUACUGAUGCAGAAGAAUUCCCACUAUAAGGAAGAGAAAAGAGCAAAAAUGUGCGAAACGAGCGAAGGAGAUGACUGCGCGGAUGCAGAGCCAGAUCAUGUGCACAGACCCAACGGUGAAGUGCACACUGAUGAGGAAAAACGCCAAGUCGAGAUUAACGCUGAGCAUAGAGAUGUCCCCAGUAACAUUGCGCCAUACCCCUGGAAUUACACCCAUCCAGGGGAACCUCCCCCAAUGAUAAAAACAUCAGCCCAAUCUGCAAAAAACGGAACAGCGCAGAGCAACACCACUGGAAAAGCACAAAGGAAUGUACAGGACGACGAAGCACACCAGAGAAAGGAAUCCUCCAUUUGUCAACAAUUGACAAAAAACUUUUACAAGGAAGAAAUUAUAACGAGCAUCUUGAAGAGAUUCUACUUUACCCUAAGGGAAAACAAAAUGUAUAACAACAACAUGCGUGUUAUAAGUUACAGGAAUUUGCUAAUAGAGACAAGGGGAAGUGGGUCAUGUUUUGUAAAUUUUUUAUUUGAUUCGAAAUGUUUGGAGAAAUAUUCAACGAUAUUUUCCUACUUUCUUGAAAUAAAAAAAUCUUUACAUGUACUAAAUUUAGUGCACAUAUUUUAUAAGUACCUGAGGACAAAGAAAUCAGAACAGUAUGAAUGCGUGGAGGCAAUUAUCAUUUCUUUGUGUAUUUUAAAAUAUAAAAUAUUCUUCUUCCUGAACACCUUGUAUACCUACUACCAGUGGAUUUUGAGUUUUUCGUGGAAUCAGUUCAUUUCCACUUUGUUAAAAUCAAAAUCAUUGUAUCAGAUAAAACAUAGUCACCAGCUGUACUUAACUUUUCUAAUCGAAACAAUGUUAGUACCGAUACGCACGAGACAUGACGAGCUGCACAAUUUUUACAUAAAUGAUGAACACAGGAAAAAUGUCCUGCUUCAGGAAUAUGAAAGAAAAAAGGUUGUUUUUAAUCCUCCCAUGAAUAAUAAUGGCCAGGGGGAGAUGCAAACUGAUUCGUAUAAUCUGUGGGGUAGCUCCACUGUUGCUUUGGAACAUACAAACCAUUGCGAUUCUCCAGGACGCUUAAGUCAAAUGGCCCAUGACGCGGACAAGUACAGACGUGAAAGGAAACGAAGCGAUGGGGUAGAUAAUAAUAAAGCUUGGGAAAACACCACCGCCAGUUCCCUCCUUCAGGGCUCCCUCAAUAAGGAGUUCUUGUUGAAUGAAUUAUUUUCCAAUAACCUUCUUAACCUGUUAUCCAUUCCUUCCCAAAUUUACGAUAUUCUUCUAAAGCUGAGCAAACUGUUCAAUAUCAGAUUUGAUCUAAAUUUUGACAACUCAUACGACAUGACUUUUCAAAGCGAGCAGGAGAUGGAGGAUGAGGAACAGGAUGAAGAGGACGACGAAGAAGAAAUAAUGAACGUAAAAAAUGAAAUCUUAAACAGGGACAAUAUUACAGUAGCAGAAGGGGGUAAGAGGACGUAUUCUAAAAACGGACAUGCAAAAAGUGAUUGGAAGGACUCCGCAGACAGAGGACACAUUUUAUUGUCCAUAAACAGUUACAUAAAAUCACUUGUAAACAUUUUCGAUAUUCACUACUUGGAAUUUGUAAUGAAAUUAAAUAUCAUUUCUUUGAAUGUAGACCAAAAUAGCUUCUUUGGCCCUAAUAGGGAUUCCAGACUGUUUAACCACAUUUUGAGGUUAGACAAAAGUAUCCUGAAAAAAGUAACCAUUUUACAGUGUAUGUUGUCUUUCCACUCGUUUGGCGUUGACGGCCCCAUGGAUGCCUCUUAUAGUUAG
This is a messenger RNA of Plasmodium fragile, 5415 nucleotides long. RefSeq lists its product as uncharacterized. Gene Ontology annotation, molecular function: gamma-tubulin binding; microtubule minus-end binding. The coding region runs from base 1 to 5415 and encodes 1804 amino acids. Gene Ontology annotation, cellular component: spindle pole; centrosome; equatorial microtubule organizing center. The transcript has a single exon. Lineage: Eukaryota; Apicomplexa; Aconoidasida; Haemosporida; Plasmodiidae. Gene Ontology annotation, biological process: mitotic cell cycle; microtubule nucleation; spindle assembly. The record is from RefSeq and is a predicted model, not a curated record.